Messenger RNA from Neltuma alba, 1353 nucleotides. RefSeq names its product piriformospora indica-insensitive protein 2-like. The transcript has a single exon. The record is from RefSeq and is a predicted model, not a curated record. Bases 1 to 1353 code for a protein of 450 amino acids. Lineage: Eukaryota; Viridiplantae; Streptophyta; Magnoliopsida; Fabales; Fabaceae.
AUGGCUUCCGCUUUCUUUCCUCUCGCUCUUCUUACCUUCUUCUUGUCCAUGGCGCUUCUCUCUCACCAGCAACCUCCUCUCCUCUCGGCCGAGCGUGAAGCUCUUUUCCACGUCCUUUACUCUAUCAACUCUGAUAUUCCCUGGCGAUCCCUCUUCAACGAUGAUGAUCUGUGUGUGUCCGCUCCUCAUGGCGUUGUUUGUGGUUACCCCUCUGAAUCCAGUGAAACGGCACGCAUUGUGGAGCUGAGUUUCGGGUAUGUUUCCGACGAAGCUCCGAACCCUCCUUGUUCUGCCAACGCUACCCUCGACCCUCUUCUCUUCACAUCUUUCAAAUACCUCCGCAAGCUCUUCUUCUACCGAUGCUUCAAUGAGUCUCUGGUCACCGUACCAGACGUUUCGCCUAGUUUUGCUUCCACCCUGGAGGAGCUUGUGUUCAUCGAAAACCCAUCUCUGGUUGAGCCUUUCAGUGGUUUUCUCCGAAAUUGCACGAGUCUGAGGAGGCUGGUUUUGUCCGGAAAUGGGUUUUACGGGGAAGUUCCACAAGAAAUAAGCCAGUUAAUCAAUUUGGAAGAGAUCACUCUUUCAAGAAAUCACCUUGCUGGUGAGGUUCCUGGAAGUUUGGGUACGUUGAAGAAACUGAAGAUUCUUGACCUGAGUCAAAAUGGGUUUGAAGGGUACGUCCCUAAGUCUCUGGGUAAUCUCACGGAGCUUCUUAAGCUUGACCUGAGCUUCAAUAGGUUUAGCGGUGAAAUCCCAGAAAGCUUCGGAAAUUUGCAGGGUCUUGAGUUCUUGGACCUCCGCUACAACCAGUUGGGCAAUUUUGGAGUGCCUCAGUUCAUAGGACAGAUUUCCCAAUUGAGGGAGAUAUACUUAAGCGGGAAUUUACUAGGAGGGAAAAUUCCAGAAAUAUGGGAAAACCUUGGAGGUGUGACAAGAAUAGGAUUUUCUGAUAUGGGUUUAACUGGUAAUAUCCCUGCUUCCAUGGGUGUUUAUCUCAGAAAUCUGUCUUAUCUCGGUCUUGAUAACAACAAUCUACAAGGACCUGUACCAGAGGAGUUUGUGUUUCUGAAUGAUGCUGAUGAGAUCAACAUGGAGAACAACAAUCUGAGCGGUAGAGUGCCAUUUUCAACGAAAAUUUUUAGAAAACUUAAGUUAGGAGGAAACAGAGGACUCUGUGUGGACCACCAAUUGAGCAAGCAAGCUGAAAACAAGGGCUGUUUAGGGCAGCUAAAGCUCUGCAACAAGCCAGAUAUUCCUAAUGCUGUCCUUUUCAAUGGGAUCUCUUCCCUGCUUUUUGAUCUUCAAUUGUUGUUCAUGUCUCUGGUUAUUAUUUUUAUCUUUACUGUAAUAUAG